GUGGGUCAAGCUCCUUCUCUUUCGUCAGCCUCUCAGCCUGCUUGCCUUUCCUGAACCAUACCAGAAAUAAUACCAAACCAACAUCAUCAACCUCACCAAUUUCCUCAAACUCGAACCAAACACCACUUUCGUCUUCGUCCUCUUCUUCUUUAUCAUCUACCCAUCGAAUAAAACAGGAAUUAUCCGGACCCCGUAUCGUGAAACUCCCUUCAAGGCCAUCUUCACUCGUAGCGAAGCUUAAGCCCGACAACGAAGCAGCCAUUAUUACCAUCCCAACUCCAUCUUCAUCCUCAUCUUUCUUAAUCCCGACAGCAACAACAACAACACCACAGUCUACCGAAACAAUGGCCGAACGAACACUUCAGCAGAUACUUACCCAACUCCGUUCCAACCCCGGACUUCCCUACUCCGAGGCCUCUACCCUCCUCUCCAAAGCCAAGAUCGCCCUACUCCAACUUAAGGCCGCGACACCGGGCGCACCCGGCACCACACCACAGCAUCUAGCACUAGCCCGUGACGUCUACGAGCAAGGAGCCCUCUUCGGUAUCCGUGCGCGCAAUCCAGAAGCAUUCACCCGCUAUGUGUCGCAGCUGCAGCCCUUUUACGAGCUGCCCACCACCGUCCUAGCCCCGCAGUCCUCAAGCGAACGAAACAAGGUGACGGGUCUGUAUCUGCUGCUCCUUCUCACGCAGGGCCGAUAUGCCGAGUUUCACUCCGAGCUCGAGACCCUGAGCACACGGGCCAAGGAAGGUGGUGGUGCGACCGAGAUUGAGGGAGAUCGGUUCCUGGGGUACCCGAUUAAGCUAGAGCGAUGGCUCAUGGAGGGCAGCUACGAUCGCGUGUGGAAGGCAAUGAAGAGCCGUGAGGUUCCCAGUGAGGAAUAUGGUGUUUUCUCAGAGAUCCUAACCUCCCAAAUCCGCUCCGAGAUCGCCUCCAGCAGCGAGCGCGCAUACCCAUCUCUCCCCAUAAGCAGCACCAAGUCCCUCCUUUUCCUCGACUCCGAGGGCGCCGUCGUCGACUUCGCCCGCCAACGUGGCUGGCUUAUCAGGGAUGGCCACAUCUACUUCCCCAGCACCGCCGUCACCAUCGAGGGCGAGCCCAUGACCGCCGGGGAGGUCGAAGACGAGGAUGAAAAGGAGUUCAGCCGCAUGGUUAUCGAGAACGCGCUCGGCUACGCCCGCGAGCUCGAGACUAUCGUCUAAGCUUGUCCCACGACGAAUAAUUCCUAUCUCAUCUAAGGAGGGCAGAACUUAUAAAUUCCAACUCUUCUUUGGACCACGAGGGCUCAGAUAAAACUGAAAUGCACUUUACAGAACUGGGGCAGAUGCAGACGAGAAAGAACAACGCUAUGGGUUGGCAAAGUGGCAUGCAGCAAGCACAUGGACACACGUCAUGGGAUGAGAUGAAUAAAUGAUAGCUCGCAUAACAUAGGAACAGGAGAGGAGAGGAAAUCUCCGAUGAAGUUUAAUAAUACCACACACAGGCCAUGGGACAACAACAACAACAAGCUACUAUCUAUCUAUCUAUCUAUCAAUCUUAGAGGUCCAGGGCCAGACAACCCCAAUCCAACCCAACUAUGGAAAAGAGGGUGAAGUUGGGAAGGAAGGAAUGCGUUUUUAUCCGUAGCCAGGCGUUAUGUAUUUGUGUAUGAUACAGACGUAAAUAAAAAAAAAAGAGACAAGGACAAGCAAGCAAGCAUCAAUCAAUAGACACUGGCAUGAGCCCACCCAAGAACUGAAGUUAUCACC
Hypoxylon fragiforme is the source of this 1748-nucleotide messenger RNA. Its product is annotated as SAC3/GANP/Nin1/mts3/eIF-3 p25 family-domain-containing protein. NCBI's taxonomy places the organism in Eukaryota, Fungi, Ascomycota, Sordariomycetes, Xylariales, Hypoxylaceae. The transcript has 2 exons. Gene Ontology annotation, cellular component: proteasome regulatory particle; nucleus; cytosol. The record is from RefSeq and is a predicted model, not a curated record. Gene Ontology annotation, biological process: proteasome-mediated ubiquitin-dependent protein catabolic process. The coding region runs from base 345 to 1202 and encodes 285 amino acids.